UGUACGCACACACAAUGGUCAAAGUCAUCGUUGGCCUGAUGGGUAGUUCCGUCGCCCAGAGCGGCUCCACCUUGUCCACUCCUGCUGGAAUGCGAGAGCUUCUGGACGUCUGUAGGCGCUUUGGAGUUCAAGAGCUCGAUACGGCCAGAGUGUACUCGAGUGGCCGGUCAGAAGAGCUCAUCGGCGAGGUGGGUGCUCAGCAAUGGUUCAAGAUCUCCACCAAGGCACCAGGUUUCAGUCCAGGAUCUCUACAGCACGACCAGGUCAUUGCAAAUUGCGAUGCCUCACUGGCUGCCUUACGGCAAGACCAAGUGGACAUCUUUUACAUUCACGGUCCAGACUCUGGAACGCCGAUCAGUGAAGUGGCACAGGCUUUCAUUGAACUCCAUCGCAGAGGCAGCUAUCAGCGCUUCGGCGUUUCCAAUGUUUCUCCUACAGUCGUCGAAGAACUCCAUACCCUGUGCGCCGAAGCUGGCUCUGCAGUGCCUAGUGUCUAUCAAGGGGCAUAUUCUCCAGUGCAUCGAACCAUGGAGAAAGAGCUCCUCCCGCGUCUCCGCAAGCUCGGCGUCGCUUUCUACGCCUGGGGUCCCCUAGCCGGCGGACUCUUGGCAAAGCCCAUCGAUCAAAUCAUGAAUCCGGAGAAGGGUUCUCGGUACGAGGCCAUGAGGGCUCAACUUGGUCCUCUCUACCUCAGACCUGAAGUCUUGGAACCUCUCAAAGUGUUGACGGCAAAGUGUCAGGAGCAGAGUAUUCCUCUAGCUGAGGCUACUCUUCGGUGGCACAUGCACCACUCCGCCCUGGGAGACAAUGACGGGAUCAUCUUGGGAGCUUCGACUGCUAGUCAGUUGGAAGCGGGCCUCAAGGCCUGUCAGGGUGGACCACUAUCUUCGCAGCUCAUCGACGCAUUCGAGACGCUGUGGCAGGCAAUUGCACCCUCGUCUUCGUUUGCCUGGCUGCCAUGA
Microstroma glucosiphilum is the source of this 962-nucleotide messenger RNA. RefSeq names its product Aldo/keto reductase. Gene Ontology annotation, cellular component: cytosol. Lineage: Eukaryota; Fungi; Basidiomycota; Exobasidiomycetes; Microstromatales; Microstromataceae. The transcript has 2 exons. The coding region runs from base 15 to 962 and encodes 315 amino acids. The record is from RefSeq and is a predicted model, not a curated record.